AUGACUGACCACACGAAUGCUCCCUCGUCAGAGGGCCACCUUAGGCCACGCCUGUCCAAGAUCACAAUGGUAGCCAUGACGUUUGCCAUCCUCAACCUUGGUGAGCUCGCCGCCAUCUGGCCCACUGCAGGUGGACAAUACCACUUCCAAUGGGCCUUGACGUCUGAGAAUUGGAGAAAGGUUAUGGUGAAGCUUCGCCGUUGGCUAACUCUCGUUACGACCGAGGGAUUCUUCGCAGCCGCUUGUGUGGUCGCAUCCAACGGAAACUAUUCUGUGGCGGCAUGGAAGACGUACCUAAUCUUCAUGGUCGUCUUGACCUUCGGUUCACUAUCCAUGACCUUUGGAAACCGUAUCUUGGGCGCAUGGAACAACCUUGCUUUGUACUGGUCUAUCCUCAGCGUCUUCGUUGCCAGCGUCGUCCUCCUCUCGACCUCGAAUAAAACAGAUCCCGAAUUUGUUUUCGCCACCUUUCAAAACGAAACAGGGUGGAAUGAUGGGAUCGCAUGGAUUCUGGGGCUCCUUCAGUCGGCUCUGUCGCUUAUUGGAUAUGAUGCUGUCUUGCACAUGACCGAGGAGAUGCCCACGCCGUCUCGAGACGCGCCUUUAGCCAUGGUAUACGCUGUCGGCGUCGGAGGCACCACGGGAACAAUCUUCAUACUGGUCAUGCUCUUCUGCCUGACAGAUCUCCCAAGCAUCGUUGCCACAAACACCGGACUGCCCAUCGUUGAACUCAUUUUCCAAUCAACAGGAAGUCGGGCAGGAACCACAUUCUUAACUCUGAUGCUAGGAAUAUGUUUCAUCCACGGCACAAACGGUUCCAUUACAAGUGCAAGUAGACUUUUGUUUGCCUUGGCUCGCGACAAAGAUGUUCCGUACCACGCCUACUUUAGCCACAUCCAUCCAAAGUGGGAAGUGCCUGUUCGGACCAUUGUUCUGACGUGGGUGUUCAAUGCGAUUUUCGGACUAUUGUACCUUGGUCCGACUGUCGCGUUCAACGCCUUCAUCUCGUCCUGCACAAUUCUUCUCAACAUGUCAUAUGCCAUUCCGGUGUUCACCCUCAUCGUGAGAGGAAGGGGUGUUUUGGAGAAGUUCCAGAAUUCCCAGGGAAACGAUACGCCGUGGAAGUUUGGCAAAGUGAGAGGCCUAAUCAUCAACUACAUUGCUGUCCUCUACGUUUUUAUUACCUCGGUGUUCUUUUGUUUCCCGCCAGUACUGCCAGUUACUGCUAGCUUGAUGAAUUACGUUUCAGCUGUCAUUGGCAUAUUCGCUAUCUUUUUAAUAGGCUAUUGGGUGCUGUACGGAAAGAAGACAUUCCAGGGCCCGGAACUCGAUGUUAUUCUGGGCGAAAGAUUUGACCUAUCGGAAGCGACGGAUGAACUCGCGAUGGAAGAAAAGAAUAUUGCGACCCGGAAACAAGACGUUGAUAGCAAGGGGAAGUAG
This is a messenger RNA of Fusarium graminearum PH-1, 1440 nucleotides long. RefSeq lists its product as uncharacterized. Lineage: Eukaryota; Fungi; Ascomycota; Sordariomycetes; Hypocreales; Nectriaceae. The transcript has 9 exons. Gene Ontology annotation, cellular component: membrane. Gene Ontology annotation, molecular function: transmembrane transporter activity. The record is from RefSeq and is a predicted model, not a curated record. Bases 1 to 1440 code for a protein of 479 amino acids. Gene Ontology annotation, biological process: transmembrane transport.